AGAAGAGUGGCAUGGCACCCUAGGUAUAGGUACCAACAGAGAGAAAUCAUUCCCAUCUCUGAAUUGUUAGAUAAUUCUUUAAGAACUCGUAGUUUCUAUAUCGUCCACAGAAACUGUUGACUCCAAGAUGAUACUGUACUCAGAGUAACAGAACUAUAAAAAGUUUUUUCUAAAUUACAGAAAUCUCUACUCGAUUUUUUCAUUCUAGAUUGCAGAUUAUAUAUACAGGAGCAAUAAAAUAUAUGCAGACCUAUUAUGAAACUAACUUAUGUGGCCAUAGUAGAAUAGAAGAGACUGAGAAAGCAUAUUCAAAAUAAAAUUUUAUACAAAAAAUGACCAGAUAGAAAAUGACCAACGAGAAAAUGAUAAAAAAAUAAUUAAGUAAGUAAUGAGUAAGCAGGAUGAAAAGAAAUGAGGAGGAUAGGUAGAAAAGAAAGAGUUGAGAAACGAAGGAAAGAAGAAAAUUCCAGUGUUUGAAAUGACUCAAAGCAGGUUCAAAUUAUUCGAAGCCUAACAAUUAUGAAGACCUAUAGAAAAUUCAUGUAGCAAUAAAGGAUUACAUUUGAAGUAGUAACAUAAAUAGAAAUAAAACUACGAACACACCGAAAAACAAUACGAAAGUGUGUUUGCCAGAACAGAUUCUGAUUCAGAAGCCUUUGCAGAAUCUUCAACCUCCAAAGCACCUUCCAAAUGUUUUCAAAUAGGAAUGUAGGGCAAGUGUUACCUAAUGAAAAGUCCUUUCGACUCCCUAUAUCUACUGCUGCUUUCAACUACUCGUUUAGAAGAUAUGGAGUGUUCGAUGCGACCUCAAAAUUUCCGACUGGAUUUCUGUAUGGUUCGGGCUACGAUUUUGGAAAUUACGAUGAAUGUCUAAGAAUCAAGGUGCCUUAUGAUGAAUCAAAAUUUUCUGGAAAAUAUUGUAUGGCCAAAUUCACUUUGGAGGUGAACGCUCUAGGCGGCACAACCAUGAAAAAUAAACAAGCAAAUAUUAACUAUGUGUUGGACAAUUAUGAAUCCUAUUUCAAUAUUUCGGUUUGGAAAAAAGUCAAGGAUUACCUAUAUGACAAAUCCAAAAGUCCCAGGAAUGAAUUACAUUUUUCUUUCUGCUUGCCAUCUAGCUGUUCAGAUCAAGAAUUAGAACAAACUUUGAAAGAACGUAUUACUGACCUGAAUAACAAACUUAAUUUAACAAUUGAUGUAGAGGUUGACCAAAACAGUUGUCAGGUUGAAGAGAUAGUGCCUUUGGAAUCAAGUGAUGUAGCUUUUAUAUGUGUAGUCGUGAUUGCUGUAAUAAAUGUGAUACUAGCAUCAUUUUAUGAUUUCGUAACGGCGCGUGAUGAUUUUGUCCAAUAUAAAAUAUCUG
Messenger RNA from Leptinotarsa decemlineata (Colorado potato beetle), 1363 nucleotides. RefSeq names its product nose resistant to fluoxetine protein 6. NCBI's taxonomy places the organism in Eukaryota, Metazoa, Arthropoda, Insecta, Coleoptera, Chrysomelidae. The record is from RefSeq and is a predicted model, not a curated record. Gene Ontology annotation, molecular function: acyltransferase activity, transferring groups other than amino-acyl groups.